Messenger RNA from Cheilinus undulatus (humphead wrasse), 8543 nucleotides. Its product is annotated as NACHT, LRR and PYD domains-containing protein 3-like. NCBI's taxonomy places the organism in Eukaryota, Metazoa, Chordata, Actinopteri, Labriformes, Labridae. The transcript has 16 exons. Bases 1055 to 4906 code for a protein of 1283 amino acids. The record is from RefSeq and is a predicted model, not a curated record. Gene Ontology annotation, molecular function: protein binding; metal ion binding.
UGUUUACGUGUUAGUUAGCUCCUUGUUUAGAGACUUGUUUCCAGCGCUCAGUACAUACUGAUGUGAGUCAUCAUCAGUUGUUCAGGUUUUUUCAGAAAGUUGUGUGCAAGAUUUGAAAGAGUAGCUAAAUAAUUGUCUUUAAUAAGUUUUAAAAGCUAAAAAAAUAAAUAUUUUAAAAAUUGAAAAUUUUAAAUUUAUACCCUAAAUGGACAAUGUUUCUGUGGAGAUACAGAGGGUAAAACUGAAAAUAAAGAUCAUAUUUUGAAAAAAAUCAUGUAAGUGUUAUUAUAGCCUAGAUACAUUAUAAAAUAGCAGUUGAUUAAUUUUCCAAAAUAUGUGUGUGUGCCUGCCCAUUUAAGGGUUAAAAACAGGAAUUAUAAUGGUGAAUAUGUGUUAAAAUGGUAAAGUUCACAGGGAGUUUAAAAAGGCUUUAGUGUACUUUAUUUCAUUAUUCUGUUGGAAAUGUUAAAGUGUUUUUCUAAGAGAGAUCUUCGUAGUGAGUGCUGAUUGGCUCUCAUGAUUUGCAUGCAGUGAUCUCUGAGAGGAGAGAGAGCAAAAGUGAAACUUAACAGAUGACGCAGGAGUCUUUGUCUGAGCGGAGUUUUUCAGGAGCUGAUGUUCUAGACUGUUCUAGAUUAUUUUCCAGAUAAUCUGCCAGAAGACCAGCCUGGUAACAGAACUUAGUUCAGAGUUUUGAAACGUUUGAGGACUUUAUUAGCUGCUCGUUAACACAGGGAGGAGAGGGAAACCUGAUGCAGCUGCAGGCUAACUCAGCUGGAUUCAGUAGCUUCGUCUGGACUGUGUGACCCUUUUUUGGUUGUUUUCAGUCUGGAAACAAGAGACGACAACCAGAUAGCGCUCUGAGCUAGCCCUGGAUGCUCAGGGUUCCUCUGGCCACGCUGGAAAAUCGCUGGACGCUCGACUCUGCCUGCUGAUUCUGAAUCCGGUGGAGGGUCACGCUUGAGUCCCCUCUCUGUGGACCACACCUGUCUGGAAAGGUCGCUUUCUUCAGCCAGUGCAGAGGCUGCCUGUUGUUAAGACCUGAACCCUAAACAUGAGUCAAAGUUCAGAAGAAGAGGAGGACAGACCAGGGUCUCCUGUACCCAGCUGUGUCUCUAUGAGGAGUGAUAUAUCCAAAGAAGAACCUCCAUUCUUCAGUCCUGAACCAGGACCAUCAGACCCAGGCAGACCAGAGUCCAGCAGGCAGAGACCAGGAUCUCCUGUACCCAGCUGUGUCUCUAUAAUGACAGAUAGAUCUAAGGAUGAACUUAUACUCUUCAGUCCUGAACCAGGACCAUCAGACCCAGGCAGAUCAGAGUCCAGCAGACAGAGACCAGGAUCUCCUGUACCCAGCUGUGUCUCUAUGAGGAGUGAUAUAUCCAAAGAAGAACCUCCAUUCUUCAGUACUGAACCAGGACCAUCAGACCCAGGACCCAGUGUGACAGAGCAGCUGUCCAGCUGUGCUUUCUGUCAGAACGUCCUGAAGGAUCCUGUUUCUACCAGCUGUGGACACUGGUUCUGCAGACAGUGCAUCGCCUCGUACCAGGAUCAGUCUGGUUUGUCAGGAGAGUCUUCUUGUCCCAAGUGUCAAGAAAGCCCCCACACAGAACAAGGGAGCGGUGGCCUCCAGGAGAUAAUAGAAGAACAUAAGAAGAGUCUGAAGAAGAGAUAUGAACAUGUGACUGAAGGAACUGAUGAAACAGGAAGUAGAACCCUCCUGAACAGCAUCUACACUGAGCUCUACAUCAUAGAGGGACAGAGUGAAGAGGUGAACAGCCAACAUGAGGUGAGACAGCCUCAGACAGAUUCCAAGAGAAAGACCUUUUAUGAGACUCCAAUCAAGUGUCAGGACAUCUUUAAAGCCUUACCUGGCCAACAGACACCCAGAGUGGUUCUGACCAACGGUGUGGCUGGUGUUGGAAAAACCUUCUCUGUGCAGAAGUUCACUCUGGACUGGGCAGAGGGCUCAAAAAACCAAGACAUCAGUCUGCUGGUUCUGCUUUCAUUCAGGGAGCUGAACUUGAUCAGAGAUAAGAAGUACAGUCUUCUGGAGCUGCUCCGUGUUUUCCAUCCAACAUUCCAGAAGGUCAGAGCGGAGACGCUGGCUGUCUGUAAACUUUUGUUCAUCUUUGACGGCCUGGAUGAAAGCAGACUGUGGUUGGAUUUCAGCAAGAAGUCAGUUCUAUCUAAGGUCACACAGAAGUCAUCAGUAAAGGUGCUGAUAAAAAACCUCAUCAAGGGGAAUCUGCUUCCCUCAGCUCUCAUCUGGAUAACGUCUCGACCUGCAGCAGCCAAUCAGAUCCCUCCUUCAUGUGUGAACAGGGUAACAGAGGUCCGAGGCUUCACUGACGCCCAGAAGGAGGAGUACUUCAGGAGGAGGUUCAGUGAUGUAGAUCUGUCCAGCAGAAUCAUCUCCUACAUCAUGACAUCCAGGAGCCUCCACAUCAUGUGUCUGAUCCCAGUCUUCUGCUGGAUCACUGCUACAGUUCUGGAGAACAUGAUGAGCACAGAGCAGAGAGGAGAGCUGCCCAAGACCCUGACAGACAUGUACUCACACUUCCUGUUGGUUCAGACCAAGAGGAAGAAGAAGAAGUAUGAUGAGGGACCUCAGAUGAGUCCUGAGGAACUCACCAGAUCUGACAGGGAAGUUCUUCUGAAGCUGGGGAGGCUGGCGUUUGAACAUCUGGAGAAUGGAAACAUCAUGUUCUACCAAGAAGACCUGGAGCGCUGUGGUCUGGAUGUCAGCGAGGCCUCGGUGUACUCAGGAGUUUGUACUGAGAUCUGUGAAAAUGAGAUUUUGCAGAAAACAGGCUACUGCUUUGUUCAUCUGAGCGUUCAGGAGUUUCUGGCUGCAGUCUACAUGCACCACUGUUUCACCAACAGGAACAAAGAUGUCAUUGAGGCAUUUCUAGAUGACAUUUAUUACUGGGACUCAUCCAGAAAUUCUUUAUUAAAGAAGAUUUUUCUGUAUUUUGUAACUCCUGACCCAACCCUGGAUGUCUUCCUGGAGAGUGCCAUGGAGAAAUCCCUGAAAAGUCCAAAUGGACACCUGGACCUGUUUGUUCGCUUCCUUCACGGCCUCUCUCUGGAGUCCAACCAGAGACUCUUAGGAGAUCUGCUGGGUCAGACAGACAACAGUCCAAGAAUGAUCCAGAGAAUCAUCAAGAACCUGAAGGAGAUGAACAGCGACUAUUAUGAUGAUAGUGGUGAUGUUUUUGACAUCUCUCCUGACAGAAGCAUCAACAUCUUCCACUGUCUGACAGAGAUGACUGACCUCUCAGUAUAUCAGGACAUCCAAGACUUCCUGGAGUCAGAGAACAGUUCAAGUGAGGAACUCUCUGAGAUCCAGUGCUCUGCUCUGGCCUACAAGCUGCAGAUGUCAGAGAAGGUUUUGGAUGUUUUAGAUCUGAAGGCGUACAACGCAUCAUUCCUCGGACGACUGAGACUGAUUCCAGCUGUGAGGAACUGCAGGGAGGCUCUGUUCAGCGGGUGUGGACUUUCAGAGAUUCACUGUGAAGUCGUGGCCUCAGCUUUGAAGGGCAACCCCUCUCAUCUGAGAGUGCUUGAUCUGAGUGACAACGAGCUGCAGGAUUCAGGAGUGGAGCUUCUUUCUGCAGGACUGAAGAGUCCAAACUGUAGACUGAAGAGUCUGAAACUCAGUGACUGCAGUUUAUCAGAGAUCAGCUGUUCUUCUCUGGCCUCAGCUCUGAAGUUCAACCCCUCACAUCUGAGAGUGCUGAUCCUGAGUAAAAAUGAUCUGCAGCAUUCAGGAGUGAAGCAACUGUUUCCUGUACUGAAGAGUCCCAACUGUAGACUGGAGACUCUAUGUAAGCUGUUCCACAAUGUUGGUGCAUGGAAGGAAAAAGGCCGCUCACCAGCCGUGUGUUUACAGACCUUUGAGACGCUCAGAAUCCCCCCUACAGGAGUCGGUACAUACAGGUUCACCAGAUCAGACAGGCUGGAUGACUGCGGUUUGUCAGAGAAAAGCUGUUUUUCUCUGGCCAAAGCUCUACGGGACACGUCUUUCUAUCUGAAAUCACUGAACCUGGGCAACAACAAUCUCAAGGAUGGAGGAGUGGAGCUGCUGUGUUUUAUUUUUCAGCAUCAACACUGUGGACUGAUGCUUGGUUUAGAGAACUGCAACUUGUCACAGACCAGCUGUCAGUUCCUGGCCUCAGUUCUGAAGGUCAACCCUGCACUUCUGACAGAGCUGAACCUAGGUGGAAACAACAUCCAGGAUUCAGGAGUGGAGCUUCUGUGUGGUUCUCUGAGGAGUCCAGACUGUGAACUGGAGAUCCUAAAUUUGUCAGGCUGUGGUUUGUCAGAGAUCAGCUGUUCUUCUCUGGUCUCAGCUCUGAAGGUCAACCCCUCACAUCUGACACUCCUGCAGAUUGCCAAAAACAAGCUGCAGGAUUCAGGAGUGGAGCUUCUGUGUGGUUUUCUGAAGAGUCCAGACUGUAGACUGAAAACUCUGAGACUGUCUGAAUGCAGUUUGUCAGAGAUCAGCUGUUCUUCUCUGACCUCAGCACUGAAGGACAACCCCUCACACCUGAGAGAGCUGGACCUGCGUGACAACAAACUGCGGGAUUCAGGUGUGAAGUUUCUGUGUGACUUUCUGAAGAGUCCAGACUGUGAACUAGAGACUCUGAGUUUGUGUAACUGCAGUUUGUCAGAGAUCAGCUGUUCAUCUCUGGUCUCAGCCCUGAAGUCCAACCCCUCACAUCUGAGAGUGCUGAGGAUGUGUAGAAACAGUGUGCUGACCUCAGAUGUGAAGCAGCUCUGUGAACUACAGAAGAAUCUGGACUACAGACUGGAGACUCUGAUCUGCAUUUCACAGCAGAGGAAGAUCCGCAAAGUUUGUUUUCAUAUGCUAAUUCAGCAUGGCGAAGCGCAGGCACGAGGCUGACUACAUGAAAUAUGGAUUUUCUUACAUUGAGGACAAAGGAGGACAAAAACCUCAAUGUGUUUUGUGUAGUGAGGUGCUGGAUCAUAAAAGUAUGAAGCCAUCAAAACUAAAGAGACUUUAAGAAACAAAGCACCCUGUUCUCAAAGAUAAACCUGUUGAGUACUUUAGAAGACGACUUCAGGAACUGAGGACAUCGUAAAAGUGCCUUACCUCUUCAUGCUUGAAGCAAGAACAAGUACUUUGCACUUCUUACCGGGUGGCACAUCGUAUUGCCAAGUCAAAAAAGCCCUACACUAUCGCGGAGGACCUGAUUUUAUCUGCAGCACUGGACAUGGUGAGGGAGGUUCUGAACCAGAUAAACUCAAAAUUAUACCUCUGUCAAAUGACAAUAUAAGCAGAUGAAUCAAAGACAUGUUGGAUGACAUCAGACAGCAUACCACUGCUUGUAUUAAUGCAAGCGGUCAUUUUGCAUUACAAAUGGACAAAUCAACGGACAUAACAAACAAAGCAAUUUAACUGGUUUUUGUGAGACGUGUGGGAAGGGGACUUGCAGGAGCAAUUUCUUUGCACAAGAGAGCUCCCUACUACUACUACUGCAGAGGACAUUUUCAGCUCCGUGGACUUGUAUUUGAGUUUGGUGGGUCUAAGCUUGGACAUGUGUGUUGGUAUCACAACUGAUGGCGCUGUCUCCAUGACUGGAAAAAACUCGGGGGUCAUGAGGAGGAUACUUGAGAAGGCACCGAAUGCAACUUGGAACCAUUGUUUCUUGCAUCGGGAGGCCCUGGCAGCAAAGGAUAUGGUACCAGUGCUUCAUGAAACGUUAAAAGAUGUCAUCCAGGUGGUAAAUUACAUUAAACGGAGUGCAGAGAACACUCGUUUUCAAAAACUGUGCCAUGAUCUUGGUAGUGAGCAUGUACAGGUGCUGUAUCAUGCCGAAGUACGCUGGCUGUCGAGGGGAAAGGUGGUGUCACAUUUGUAUGAGCUGAGAGCUGAAAUCGCAGCCUUUCUUGCAGAGAACAACUCACCCCUUGCUGACCUGUUUAGCAGGAGUGUGGCUCGCACACGUCGCUUACCUCACCGACAUGUUCGAGCAAUUAAACACAUUAAAUGUGUCUAUGCAGGGGAGAGGGCACAACAUUUUUGAACAAUAUGGCAAAAUCAAUGCGUUCAAAAAAAGAUCACCGUGUGGGCUACACAUUUCAAAAAAACGACUCGAAAUGUUUCCAAAUGCCUGUCAGGGACAGCAAUUGGACACGGCAGGAAAAAAUGUCAUGAAGAAAACGAUCACAGCACAUCUGAAUAAACUACGGGAGUGGUUUAAUGACUACUUUCCUGAGAAACAGAGGGAUGAUGACUGGAUACGGGACCCCUUUGGUAUCAACAUGGAAAGCGUCACGUUGCCAAGCAACGAAGAGAGUCAGCUGGUGGAGCUGUCAUGUGACCGCACACUGAAAAAGAAAUUCACAGAGGUAAACCUCUCCCAGUUCUGGUGCAGCACUGUGAAGAAAGAGUAUCCUUCACUUGCUACUCAAGCAGUAAAAAUCCUCCUACCAUUCAGCACUACCUAUCUCUGUGAGAGAGGCUUCUCAGCUCUGGUCCAGCUGCAGACAAAGCACAGAAACAGACUGAACAUUGAGCAUGAUGUAAGAGUUGCUUUGUCUACCAUAACCUCAGACUUUGAGACUCUAGUCAGCAGCAACAAGCAUCCCCAGUUCUCCCAUUAAUCCCCCCAUCUCAGCUCUAUUAUGUCAGCAUUAAACCUCAGGUUUAAAGGAGUGCUGCUUAAUUUUUUCAUAGCACAAUGUUGAUCAGUAUUUACCCACUGAUAAGGUAAUCUUUUUUAACUUGAAGCUAUUCUUAAGCUGCAGCUAGUUGCACUUUUCUCAAUUUAUUUUGAGUUUGUGGAUAUAAACUGCUAGUGAAGGUAAUAUUUUUCCCAAUGCGUUGCUGGUUAUAUGUUCAGUAAGUGGGUAUUCUCAGCUGAAGCUACAUAAUUCUGAGUGUUUUUUAAACGCAUCAUUAGUUGCACAUUGCAUGUUUUUUAAACUAUGUUAAAUCUGUAUCCACUGAUGCAGGGUUAUUACAACCACAGUUACAUUAAUAUUCUUGAAACUUUGAUUCCCUAUGAUGCACUUUUUUGUUUUAUUUAAAAUGUUGCUAACGAGUGUAAAAAGGAAUAUUUCCCUCUUAAGCAUCACCACCAGCUGGUUAUUUUGGUUGAUCAUUAAGCAGUUGUUUUGUAUGUUGGCAUACUGUGGUAUUCUGUACUAUCUCACGCUCAACCAGCAUCAUCUUUUCAUUAAAUAAAUUUGAGAAGUUGAAAAAUUUUCCUCGAUUUAGGUUGCGGCUUGUUAUGAAGGAGUGAUGGUGGGUCACGAAGCCAGACCAGUUGAGUACCGCUGGUAUAGACCAUCCUUCUUUCUAUUUCUUGUGAAUACAAUAUAUUUAUUUCAUUUCUAAUUUCCUUCACCUUUGAUAGAAGAUUUUAGUUUGGUUCCUUCUCGUGUUUCAUCUCAAGUUCUUUUAGUUCCAUAGUUAGCCUUAAUAAUUGUAAUUGUUUUCUUUCUUUUUAUAAGAACAAAAGGAUAUAAUUUUUCCCCUGUUAAAAGCUUUUAGGGCAUCCCAUAGGAUCUCUGAACUAACUUCCCCAUUAUUGUUAAUUUCUAAGAAGUUUCUAAUUUCUUCUUUCAGGUAUGAUUUAAACUGUGGUAUAUUGAGAAUGCUUGAGUUUAACCUCCAUUGUGUUCUCCCUGGUUUAUCACUAAUUUGUAACUCUAAUGAGAGGGGUGCAUGGUCAGACAGGUCAAUGCUACAUAUUUCACAAUCAUGAAUUUUAUGACAAUCUUUUUUGAAAAUGAAAAAAUAAUCGAUCCUGGAGUACACCGCAUGUGGAUGAGAGUAGUGGGCAUAAUCUUUUCUUGUUGGAUGAAAAUUUCUCCAGAGAUCAACUAUACCCACCUUUGACAUGUGUGUUUUAAGGGUUUUUUUGUAGAGAAGUCUGAGGGGAUUCUUUUGAGGAAUCUAGUCUGGAAUUAAGCCGCAUAUUCCAGUCUCCCCCACAUAUGACCGUGCCUGUGGCUUCUGUCAUCAUAUCAAACAUUUUCCAAUAAAAAGGGAGAUCAGUACCUGCAGAGCAUAGACAUUUAGUAGUGUAAUUUUUACACCCUCUAUAUUCCCUGAGACAAGUACGCAUCUUCCCUCCUUGUCCUUUAUUUCUGAAAGUAGCUCAAAAGAAAGAAACUUUUCAUGCUCUUUAAUAUUUAAAUGUUUCUUGUAGCAUUGCAAUUUGUGCAUUCUCUUUUUUCAUUUUACUUAAGAUUUCCCUCUUUUUAGUUGGGUUCAGUACUCCAUUUUGUUAAAUGAAAUAAUUUUUAACUUACAGUUGUCAGCCAUAAUCUCUUACGGGUGUUACUCCUGUUAGAACGUCUCCUAAACCGUCAAUAGUAUCCAAUAUGAUACACACUCCUCUCACUUUUUUGAACAAUGUAAAAUGAACAGAACAGAACCAGAAAAGAACAAACUAGAAAAGCACUCAGAGAGCACAGAUCUCCACCAUUAGCCCAAUCCCCCAGUAGUGAAGAAUCAUUUAAAAACACUCCUGGAUCCAGACGGUGAUCCGGAUCACUCCCAAAAUCUA